This is a messenger RNA of Monoraphidium neglectum, 1224 nucleotides long. RefSeq lists its product as hypothetical. Gene Ontology annotation, biological process: proteolysis. Gene Ontology annotation, molecular function: serine-type endopeptidase activity. The transcript has 11 exons. The record is from RefSeq and is a predicted model, not a curated record. NCBI's taxonomy places the organism in Eukaryota, Viridiplantae, Chlorophyta, Chlorophyceae, Sphaeropleales, Selenastraceae. The coding region runs from base 1 to 1224 and encodes 407 amino acids.
AUGAGGCAAGCUGGCUUCCAAGCGAUGCCAGCCGUGGUGUUUCUGCUUGGGGCAGUGGCAGCCCUGGCUGCGCUUGCAGUCCCCAGCGAGGGUGUCAGCGUGACCCCCUCCAUCGUGGGCGGUGCCACGGCUCCCCAGGCCAGGUUCCUUUACCAGCUCGGGGUCAAGGUCGGCAAGUCGGGCGCAUGCGGCGCGUCCCUGAUCCGUGAGGAUGUGGCGCUCUCUGCCGCGCACUGCACCAUCAAGGCCUCAAAGAAGUACCAGAUCUACGCAGGCGCCUACACCAACUACGACAACGCCAACACUGAGGGCUCACCAUUUGCCAUCUCCAAGGUCCUCAACCACCCCUUGUAUGGCAAGGUAAAGGCCAACGGCGAGGAGGAGUACAACAACGAUGUGGCGAUCGUCUUCCUGACGCAGUGUGUGACUCCAGGGACGCCCAACGUCCAGGUGGUCAAGCUCGCCACGGCUGCAGAGUUUGCCGCUGCCAACGCGUCGACCUGGGUGGUUUCUGGCUGGGGCACUACCUCUCAAGGCGCGGACGCGGAGGGGCAAGAGGGUGCCACCCCUGAGAAGCUGCAGUACGCGCUGUUGAAGUACAACCCCACCUGCGCCGACUCGCAGAACGACCCCACAAACAUCUGCACAACGGGGCUGCCCAAGGUGGAUGGCGGCAGCGUGCCCGUCCAGGACUCCUGCCAGGGCGACAGCGGCGGCCCGCUGACCUUCAACGUCAAGAACGCCGCCAACCCCCUGGCUGGCACUGCCGCGGACGACCGCCUUGUUGGCGUUGUCUCGUACGGGAAUGGAUGCGGUCAAGCCGGCAACCCUGGCGUCUACGCGUCGGUUCCUUUCUACCUGGAGUACAUCGGCUGGCAGCUGGACGCGGUGAAGAAGGCUUGUGUUGCCACGGCCGACCUGACAUUCGUCCAGGUCUCAAACACCAGCAGCUGGUUCGCCAAGCCCUCCAAGUCCACAAAGCUCAAGGCCGGCCAGGGCUUCACCGAAUGCCAGGCCGCCUGCGCCGCCGCGGCCAACACGAAGAAGGGGUGUGCCGCAUUCAGCCUGAACGUGAAGCCGGGCAGGAACGCGGACACCACCUUCUGCGAUCUGCACGCCCCCUUUGUCCCCGUGAGGCUGUGCACCACCGGAGACGAGCGCAAGUUCAGCUGCGCACGCACCCCCAUCGGCUCCUGGAGGGCUAAGUACGUCUACACCUCCUAG